AUGCCUACCAACAUGCGGUUUGAUACCAGCGUGGUAGCUUUUUUGGCCGCCUUUUCAGGCGUAGCGGAUGCCUUCUGGCGUCUUCCUUGCCGUGGACGAAGUGGUCUCGCCCGGCUGGACCCUCUUGUGAGCCCCGGCGAGCCCUCGUACCACGUCCACACCGUCCACGGAUCGAACGGCUUUGGCAUGGAAGCGGAUAUGAAUUCCCUUCUCGGAGGAAGCUGCACAUCUUGCGCCGUUAAGCAGGACAAAUCGGCGUACUGGGCUCCUGCUCUGUACUUCGUUGACGAAGAUACAGGAGACUCUGAACUGGUCGACGAAGUUGGAGGCCUGCUUGCAUACUACCUUUUGUAUGGAGAUGAUGUCCAGGCGUUCCCUGAUAACUUCCGCAUGAUUGCCGGCGACCCAUUCCAGAGGAACUUCACAUGGCCCGUCCCCGAUCCACCAAAGUCCGAGUGGACUGGUGACCAAGGUAGCCAGGCCGCCCUUGCCCAGAAGGCAUUGGGGUUCAACUGCUUGAACUACGCUGCCACAGCCGAACCAUCUCUCGGCCGUCACUUCUUGCCCGAGAAGUCCUACCUGGACGAACACUGCACGGACGGUGUUCGAUUCGAACUGAUGUUCCCCUCGUGCUGGAACGGCAAGGAUGUGGACUCGGAUGACCACAAGUCGCACAUGGCCUAUCCCUCGCUAGUCAUGGAUGGUACUUGCCCGGAGGGCUUCGAAACUCGUGUUGUUUCCAUCUUCUUCGAGACCAUCUGGAACACCUAUGCCUUCAAGGACCGCAACGGUUACUUUGCCCUGUCCACUGGUGACCCUACCGGAUUCGGCUACCACGGCGACUUUAUGCACGGUUGGGAGUCCGGUGUUCUGGAGGAAGCUGUCAAGACCUGCACAAACCCAUCUGGCCAGGUCGAAGACUGCCCUGUUUUUGAACUUCAAAGCGAGCUUGAGCAGGGCCUCUGCUCUUUCGACAUCCCCAGCAUCCUGAAAGACGAGGACCUCACCACGAUAAAGGGUGGAUUCCCCAACGACAUUGUUGUUGAAUGGGGACCGGAGUAUGCCUUCCCUAUCCAAUACGCUAACGGCAACCAACCAAGCACGACCAGCGCCACGCCCAAGCCUACCAAUGAUGCCGACCUAGGGUUGAGCGUCUCCAUUGACCUUGGAGCCGUCGCCGGCAACAUCCAUGCUGCCGAAUCCAAGACUGAGUCUACUUCUACAACCACUUCGACCACCCAGCCUCCACCACCUCCCACUACGACAUCAACGACCUCUACUUCGACCUGGACUCCAACUCCCACGACAUCUUAUGUUAAGAGCACCGUCACUCAAGAGAUUGUCUGGGUGGAACAGCAGAUUGUCGUCAUGGUGGAUGAGAACGACAUCCCUGUGAAGACCGAGACCGGUGUCGUCGAGAUUCUCUCCACUGCCUACAAAACGGUCACACGCACUGUCGAUACCGUUGUGACUAUUCCCACCGAGCCGCCGGCUGAAGCUCCCGCCAAGCGUGAUCACCACGACCACCUUAAGGCUCACAAGCGUCACCAGCACGGCCACCACGCGCAGUAG
Messenger RNA from Aspergillus calidoustus, 1572 nucleotides. NCBI's taxonomy places the organism in Eukaryota, Fungi, Ascomycota, Eurotiomycetes, Eurotiales, Aspergillaceae. The record is from the annotation of a GenBank genome assembly.